Saitoella complicata NRRL Y-17804 is the source of this 2697-nucleotide messenger RNA. RefSeq names its product chitin synthase. Gene Ontology annotation, molecular function: chitin synthase activity. NCBI's taxonomy places the organism in Eukaryota, Fungi, Ascomycota, Saitoellomycetes, Saitoellales, Saitoellaceae. The transcript has a single exon. Gene Ontology annotation, cellular component: cell septum; cell periphery. The coding region runs from base 1 to 2697 and encodes 898 amino acids. The record is from RefSeq and is a predicted model, not a curated record.
AUGCAACCCGCUUACCACUCCAACCAACAACUCCAUGCUCAGGGCGCAUACCAGCUCAACGACGGCGCGAGCUUCGAUGACGACUAUCCUGUCGAAACACACAUCCCAGUUCGAGACGAGUACUACGGCGCCACCACGCCGAAUGAGGAGGUGUACCCACUUACCACCUACCCUGCUGGCCAUGGGUCGAGCGCGUAUCUGCCGCCCCAGCAUACACCGAGUCCGGGACCGGGGUUGAAUGCUGGUCCGGGUGUGGGCGCGUUCGAGGGGUAUACGGCUGGUGGGGUGAGUCGGGAGCCGAGUCCGGCGCCGUUUAGGCCUGCUGGGUUGGAGGAUGACCCGCAUUCACCCUUGUUGAAUGCGCCAUAUCCCUAUAACGCCGAUAAUCUCGAUCCGGAAGGAAACGUCCGCUUCGGCGAGCCGCCACCGACGCGACAGCCGAGACGUUUCAAGACGAUUAAGAGGGUCGAGUUGUACCAGGGAAACUUGGUGCUCGAUUGUCCCGUCCCGUCGAAGUUGUUGCAGAAGGUUCCGAGGAGGGAUGAGAGGGAGUUUACGCAUAUGCGAUACACAGCCGCGACCUGUGAUCCCGCCGACUUCAAGUCCGAGCGGUUCACAUUGCGACAGGUGUUGUACGAACAACCCCGCCACACAGAACUCUUCAUCGUCAUCACGAUGUACAAUGAAGACGAGGUAUUGUUCGCGCGUACCAUGCACGGUGUGAUGAAGAACAUCCGACACCUCUGUUCCCGAGAUCGUAGUCGGGUCUGGGGUAAAGACGGGUGGAAGAAGGUCGUGGUUUGUAUCGUCUCCGAUGGUCGUACGAAGAUCAACCCCCGUACACUUGCGCUAUUGGCAUCAUUGGGAGUCUACCAAGACGGUGUCGCGAAAAACAUCGUCAACGGUAAACCAGUAACCGCACACAUCUACGAGUACACAACCCAAAUCACCAUCGACCCCGAACUCAACACCAAGGGAGCCGAGAAAGGCUAUGUACCCGUCCAAAUGCUAUUCUGUCUCAAAGAGAAGAACCAGAAGAAGAUUAAUUCGCAUCGAUGGUUUUUCCAGGCUUUUGGGCCGGUGUUGAAUCCGAAUGUGUGUGUGCUUUUGGAUGGAGGUACGAUGCCGGGACCGACAAGUAUAUAUCAUUUGUGGAAGGCAUUCGAUAUCAAUAGUAAUGUCGCGGGUGCUUGUGGAGAGAUCGUUGCAUUGAAGGGAAAAGGAGGUGUCAAUCUGUUGAACCCCCUCGUCGCCGCACAAAACUUCGAGUACAAGAUGUCCAACAUCCUCGACAAACCACUCGAAUCCGUCUUCGGCUUCAUCUCCGUCCUCCCAGGUGCAUUCUCCGCAUACCGCUACAUCGCUCUUCAAAACGACGCAAAAGGUCAAGGACCCCUCGCGUCUUAUUUCAAGGGUGAGACACUUCAUGGAAGUGAUGCGGGGAUUUUCGAGGCGAAUAUGUAUUUGGCUGAAGAUAGGAUCUUGUGCUUUGAGUUGGUUGCGAAGAGGAAGUGUGCGUGGGUUUUGCAUUAUGUGAAAUCUGCGUAUGCUGUCACUGAUGUUCCGGAUAAACUCCCUGAACUGAUUUCGCAACGACGAAGAUGGCUUAACGGAUCCUUCUUUGCGGCUGUGUAUGCCUUGGUCCACGCCUUUAGCAUUUGGAGAAGUGAUCACAGUAUCUUCCGGAAACUCAUGUUUCACGUGGAAUUUUUGUAUCAGUUCAUUUCGAUGGUGUUUAGUUGGUUCGCAUUGGGGAACUUCUUCCUCACGUUCGUGAUCUUGACGAGUAGUUUGGCGGAUUCGAGUGUGAACUUUAGUCCUGGAAAGGUGUUGUUCAUUAUAUUUGAGUGGCUUUAUGCGGCGUUGAUUGUCAUGUGUUUCGUGUUGUCGAUGGGAAACCGUCCGCAGGGUUCGAAGUGGGCGUAUACGGGAACGGCGGUGUUCUUUGCUAUUAUCAUGGCUUACAUGAUUUUUGCGUCGGGGUGGUUGUCGUAUCAGGGUGUUUCUGCGACGAUCGCGACUCUCAAAGCGGAGAAUGCGGAGUUUGGACAGAAUGCCUCUGUCACGCUCAAGGCCAUCUCGGAGAACACGAUCUUCCGUGAUUUGGUGGUGUCGUUGCUUGCCACCUACGGUUUGUACUUGAUCUCCUCGAUCAUUUACUUUGAGCCUUGGCAUAUGAUCACGAGUUUCAUUCAGUAUUUGUUGUUGUCGCCGUCGUACACCAAUAUCCUGAACGUUUACGCGUUUUGCAAUACGCAUGAUGUGUCCUGGGGUACGAAGGGUGAUAACGGUGUCAAGACUGAUCUCGGAGUCGUUAAUACGCAGAAAGAUGGACAAGUCGACGUUGAGAUCCCGACGAAGGAUGCGGAUAUCGAUGCGGCGUACUCUGAGGCGAUGGUGGUGUUGCAGCAACCCGCUCCGGAAGUCAAGCAGAAACGUGAUGCGACGACAAAGCAGGAGGAUUAUUACAAAGCCUUCCGUACCCGCGUCGUGUUGGCGUGGAUUAUCUCAAACGCCGCGUUGGUGGCUGUCAUUCUCAAUCUUGGUAGCUCAGUCAACAGUGUCAGUAUCUCGAAUAGUUCGAGUGCGACGAGUGUGUACAUGGCGAUUUUGUUGUGGUUUGUUGCUGGGUUGAGUUUGUUUAGGUUUUUGGGAAGUGUGCUUUAUUUGAUCAUUCGGAUGUUCAGUGGAGAGUGA